This is a messenger RNA of Populus nigra (black poplar), 658 nucleotides long. RefSeq lists its product as uncharacterized. Bases 124 to 390 code for a protein of 88 amino acids. NCBI's taxonomy places the organism in Eukaryota, Viridiplantae, Streptophyta, Magnoliopsida, Malpighiales, Salicaceae. The transcript has 4 exons. The record is from RefSeq and is a predicted model, not a curated record.
CUAAAUAUCAUCCUUUCUUUCCCUUGCACUUUUUGCAUAUUGUUUGUUGUCCUAUAUUUCUUUAUCUUCCUAGUCUUUGUUUUCUUCUUUAGUUUCUUUUCUGUCAAGUCUAGCUAGGAGAACAUGGAUCAUGAAGGCCACCGGCAUCUGCUUCCCUGUUUGCGUUGCCACCCACAUAGCUACAUUAGGAUGGUUCAACAUCUUAUAGAGAGAUGUUUGCUCCUUCAAAUGAGUAGAGAUCAAUGCAUAAAGGCACUAUAUAAGCAUGCUAACAUUCGGCCAAUUGUUACACUUACAGUGUGGAGAGAACUACAGAAGGAGAACAGGGACUUCUUUCAAGCAUAUUUCCAUUCAGUUUAUCCGAGGCCUUUCACAAGCAGGCAUAUAUAAUGGUGCUGAGAAUGACAAGGUGGUAGUGGACUAGUGGUGGUGGGACGACUUGCAAAAAUACUUCAUGAUCAGGAGGUACACGCCUACACGGGUAGAAAAGCAAUAUUUAUGAUGAAUUAUAACUAGGUUUUGGACAGUACAUGCCCUCAGACAUAAAUGUGAUCAAACAGGUACAAGAAAGUCUUGGAUAUAUACUUACAAGGGCAGCUAGCUAUUAAUGUUUUUUCUCUUUUUCUUUUUCAAGAAGCCAUUAAUGUUUCUAAUCCCA